This is a messenger RNA of Caenorhabditis auriculariae, 8192 nucleotides long. NCBI's taxonomy places the organism in Eukaryota, Metazoa, Nematoda, Chromadorea, Rhabditida, Rhabditidae. The record is from the annotation of a GenBank genome assembly.
AUGUCUUACGCCAAAAGCUUCUACGCCGAGGCCAAGUCUGAUGUGGAAAGCGUCGCAUCUCCCGCGCAGAAGCCGUCGACUACUCAGGGCGAAGUGAAUCUUUCGCCGGCACAACUUCAAGAAGCGAUCCGCUUCUAUCGUCAGCUUAAUCAAGGACAGCUGUCGGCUCCGCAGCUCCAGGAGUGCGAAGAGCCUGAGCGCACGCGUAAGUCGUCAAUUAACAAAGAAUUUCACCUCUUGAAAACUUCUGCAGCUGUCAACUCUUCGUACGUCGAUCAGUCAGGAGUUCCACAGUCGUACAACGUCGGUUAUACAAUGACUCCGCAGAAGCCUCGGAAUCCUCUGCAACAAAACUUUGCUCCUUUCAAUCCACAGGAGCUCAUGGCCCAGCUUCAAGCUAUGUCUUUCCAGAAGAACGAUGCGUAACGUUUUACAUUCACAAGCAUUACAGAGUUUUGAACAACAGAUCCUCGGUCCCGCAAAAGUCGACGCAGGAAAAACCUGCUGAAGAGCCUCCACUUCCUGCUUCACAGGAAAAGCAGAUUCAGCGCGGCUUCGAGAAAGAAACACGAUAUGUCCAGCCAGAGCGUCCGCGCAUUGCCGUAAGCGUAUUUAGAACGUCUCAUAAACCGUUUUGUUUGGUACGGUAACGAGGAGUCCGGCUACAUGUUCGACUGCUCCAAGGAAAAGGACAAGGCUCGUAGCCACGAAUAUAGUGCUCAUGCCUCCAUUUCCUCAUCCAAUACUAACGCGGUCAAUCGAUAGUUUUUAUAAUAGAAAUUCUAAAUGGCAUCGUUUAAGAAAGAUUUCGAUGGUGCUUAUAACAAAACUGCGCCGAUAGCAGAAUCGUCUCUUUCCCAGGGACCGCCCUAUCGUCAAAUUAAUCCAUCCAGCACUCACGAGCCCCGAAGCGGUGCUUCUUACAAGAAGAUGGUUUGCUUUUAAUUCAAUUCUAGGUAACUAUUUAUUGUUUAUCAGACUUCUGAGUACAUUGGCAUGCCAAAUGAAAACGUUUUCUUCAUGGACGUGCAGAAAAACCCUUCUUAUGGAGUUACCUAUGUGACGAACACUGUCGCCCCUUCUGCGAAUUCGAUUCAUCAAGAAGGUUGUUUUCAGCCUGAAAAGCAGAACGCCUAAUAUUUUCCAGUCAAAGGUGAACAUUCUACCGAGCAGGCUCCCAUUUCUUCGAUACCGCAAACUCCUCAGUCGCGCUUUCGCGGGCUGAUUCGCGAUAUUUCCUCAUCUGAAGCUCCUGUGGCCCCGAUAAUAAUUCAACACGUCGAAUCGGUCACUUCGUUGUUUCGAAAAUGAGCCAAAUGCGACUUUCAGAGCCCUGCGGAUACUUAUGCAACUAAUAACUACGGCGCCUUCCGCUCCGCAAUGCAAGACGUUCCCUCCGAGUAUCAAAUGCACCAACUCAACGACCUAACCUCUUGUAUUGAACCCUAUUGAAGCUCAAGAUCUCGGCUUUUCUUUAAAUAAAAUUUUUAUUAAAGUUUUUUGAUUUUUAUGACUUUGAAAAUGAAGAAAUCUACAAUUAAACUUCAAAAAAACACAUGACAAACUGGAUAGUUACCAGUUUCAUGGAAGCUUCAUGUUCAGAAGCUUGGGAAAUUUUCAGUGAGAAACGCGACUGCGACACUAAUAAGAUUUUAUAGUGAAUCGGGAGAUCGGGAAGGGCGUGAGUAUUAUAUUAUAUUUUAUAUAAUGGAAAAUAUAAGUUGGUUCAGGGCCCGGGCUUCAGGCCCUUUUUGAGAAAAAAAAAAGUCUGCGCGGGCUUGGGCCAGACCAGCUUCGAAAAAUUUUCCCUCAAGAGUGCUAACGCUAUUGAAGUGGUCACUAGUCUGGUAAAACAGAAAAGUUCCUCGGAGGAUCCUUGAAGGAUCCUGAGAGGGGGCUAAAAAAGUUCCUUUAAAAGUUUCUGAAAUGAUGUGAGAAAGCUUUUAAGCUCCAUUUUUAUAGCCUCAUCGAAUCCUUUUUAAAUCCGACCAAAUAUUUUUAGUUGCUUUUUUAUUGAAGGAUGUGUAACAGACGUAAAAAUGGAAUAAAAUGAAAUACAAAAAUCUGCUGGUGACCUUUAGAAGGUCUUUUCAUGAGAAAAGCUUUGAGGAGCUUUUUAACUUUGCCCUAGUAGAAAUGCCCCGACACGUUCGCGUCCGUUUCGCGUUACCGAAGUCCGCGCAGGCUUGUCCGAUUGCCGGCUUAUAAACUAUGAUUCGAAAAGUAAAAAUAAUUUUUCGGUGAAAACUUUUUCAAAAUGAAAUCUAAGAUUUUUUUUUUGAAUCCCGGGCCGCCCGGCCUGAUGCACCUGCCUUCUUCUCACAAAAGACGCCUAAAAUCGCAGCAACUUUUUCUCUGACACAAACUACUUCGUCGUUAUCUAGCUGCGUGAAAACGACGAAGUUUCGAAAUAGAAUAGGUUAGAGAAAGAUUCGGGCCGAUCUUUAUGCGCCCCAUGUCAGAGCUUUCUCGGUAACUGAAACCGGGCGCGCUCCGGUCGUUUCUGAGCAAAAUGCAAUUCUAGGGACUUAAGAGUGCUCGUCUCCGCUAAAGUGGUCACUAGAAGUGCUCAGGAACGUUCAGGGCGCGUUACCCAGAUCUGAGAUGCUUGAGGCACCUUUUUGCAUACUAGUCAUACAAUUUCGCAAUCUACUUACGUAAAAAUAUGACUUGUAGCUUCCAGAAAGAAGUCACGUUCCGCCUUUUCGCCGGCGUGUUUAUUCUCAGCGGUCCACGUUUCGCAACUUGCCAAAAUUUGGUUUUAUAUAUUUAUUUUCGUUGCGGGUUCAUUCCUGCUCUCCCUCUUUUUCAUGUGCGACAAAGAAGCUAGCAGUUCGAGGUGAAAUUAUUUAACUACUCAAAAAAAUUUUUUUAGAAUUUCUUUUUUUUCAGAUCAGAAUACAAGGAGGACUCGAAAAUGGAGAAGUUGGCCAAAGCGGAAAACAGAAUUUUUGCUAAUUUCGGCAUCAAGUUUCUUUCACGAUUUAUACCGGUUUGCUCUUCUCGGCUUUUCUUUUUUUUAAAUAUUCAUCAACUUGAUGGUGCUUCGAAGAAAAAACUAUAUUUAAAUUCAGAAAGCAAGGAAAAAUCAGUUUUUUUUUCUACUCAAACGACAGUAAAAAUAUUUCAAAAGUUAUAUUACAUUUCAAAAAAGGAAAUCUUCUUGAAAAGUUCUCGUAAGAGUUUUCCUGAACUUUCAAUUACCUUUUUGCUAUUUCGGAUGAAAAAAACUACUUCGCGUUAAAUCGCAAACCGCUACUCCCUGACGUCAUCCCUAUGACAUCAUCUUCAUUUGCAAAAUUCGCACACGCAGCCAUAUCAUUUUAUUCAUUUUUUACGUUCCAAUUUAUAAAAAUUAGAUUCGACGUGAAAACUUUUCCGGUCACAUGAGAAACAGAAAGAUAUCACACUUGAAAAUCCCCUUUUGAUUGGAAAAACUUUUUUUCAUUCUUCUAUUUUUCUUACUUUUUUUAGAAACCUUCUAAAGGUUUGGAAUAAUCCGAGGCGUCGAGGCCCACGCUUACGCAGAGAAUGCUUUUUUAAAAUUUUUUCUUUUUUUUUUCACAGAUUUUUUCGCUACGCGUAUCAAGUUUGCAAAUCGUUUGGAGCUACCUGAUAGUGUUAUUAGUGACCACGUUUUGAAACUAAAUGCUUUUUAUGUCAAGUAUUCAUUUAUUUGACGAAUUUCUCACUGGCUCAGUUUUUUCGAAGCGAGCCACAGUCGGCUUCGCGCUAUGCGCGCUCCGCUUCCGUGUGAAGCCUUAAAACUAAGCCUAUUUUCUUAAGUAAUGCAUGAACCUGUAGGCGCAGUUUUGAUGCAAAGGCGCUAUUCAGGCUCUUCCCAUUCUUCAAUUUUUUCAAUUUCAAUUUCAAUUCAAUUCAAUUUAUUCAGUCUUCAGAGUAAGAUGAAGAAAAUCUCUGCUGAAUCAUGGUAUAAUCGAAGAGUUAGUCGUCGGCGCGGGUUACGGUCCACAAUCUUUGUCCAAUAAGUCCCGGAGUGACAGCUAGCGUUGGGGAAUAAUGUGGGCCCGUUGGUAGUACCAGCGAAUAAACUGCUUCACCAUGUUGGAACAGUACAGCGCCCAGCUUGUCCAGGGCUGACGGGCGUCGGAAUAUUAUCCCAUGAGAUAGCGGCAAAGAGUCCACAAUCUUUGUCCAAUACGUCCCGGAGUGACAGCUAGCGUUGGGAAAUAAUGUGGGCCCGUUGGUAGUACCAGCGAAUAAACUGCUUCACCAUGUUGGAACAGUACAGCGCCCAGCUUGUCCAGGGCUGACGGGCGUCGGAAUAUUAUCCCAUGAGAUAGCGGCAAAGAGUCCACAAUCUUAGAAAAAAAAGAGAAAAGAAGAGAAAAAGAAAAUGUCUCUAGUUUGAACCCAAGCUAGAACCUUCAGUCAAACAGAGAGCAUAGAGAAAUCGGAAAAAAUCCAGUUCAAUGUGGAUUUUCGGAUCAUUUCAAUGGAGCAGUGGAUUCUAGUCACUGAAAACGCUAAAGUGGACCAGUCGACGUGAUGAAAUGAGAUAAUAAGAAUCUGCUGAAUCACGUUCACGUGAAAGAAAUAAAUAUAUAGCCAAAUAUUUCGAUUACGCUUAUUUCUAGUGUUACGAAUGGUUUCAUGAAAUGACGUCAGGGAGUAGCGGUUUGCGAUUUAACGAAAAUUAAAACUAAUUUAAAGCCGCAGAAAAGAAGAAAAAUAUUUUGCGAGGAAAAAGCAAAACAGCUGAAAACGAUGUUUCUUGUCAUUCUGUGUAAUUUUGCGAAAUAAAUCGAGACUUUUUGUGUUUUGAUGUAAUUUUUUCAGGUGUCUUUCAAAAAUUCGGUCGUGUAUACUGUGUCAGUGAAACCAGAAGAGAUGGAGCGAAAAAUCGAGCCAGUAGUUCUGGUACACGGUUUUGGGGCCGGCGUCGCUCUUUGGGGUGCGGCCAUCAAACAUCUUUCUAAAAAUCAUACUGUCCACGCCUUCGAUUUAUUAGGUUUGUCCUCGGGCCAGUCGAGCUUAAUUCGGAGUUUCAGGUUUCGGCAGGUCAUCCAGACCGACAUUCAGUAAAGACGCUUCAACGGCUGAAGCCGAGCUAGUUCAAUCCAUCGAAGAUUGGCGUCAAGAGAUGGAGAUUGAGAAAAUGUUUCUAGUGGCCCACUCCUUCGGUGAGGGCUCUUCGAAUUUUACAUUUUUUCUCAACUUUCGAAUGAGAGGUUUUCAUUUUCACGAAAUAAUUUUCAGCGAAUACCUAUGUUAAUCGAAUCAGGUGGAUCUAGAAAAGUUUAAAGUUAGUUAAGAAGUUUAGUAGAAUGAACUCAUUUUGAGACUUUAGUUCUUCCGUUUGCAUCACCUUUUAAAAAAAACUAGGCCUUUGUAACAGAAAAAAAAUAAGUUUAACUUCAAAACUGUAUGAAAUUUUUUGAGUAGAACUUGAAAAAAAAAAGAAAUUUUUUUCUGAAAAAUCAUUCUAUUAAAAAAUAUUUUCCUUUUCAAACAAAAAAAAACAAAAUCACUAUUUUUUUCUGUGCAUACUUUCUUCGGUUCCGUUAAAUCGCCAACCGCUACUCCCUGAAGUCACUUUAUGAACACAUUUCGAAAAAAAGAGAAGUACGAGAGUAGAAAUAUUUGUUAUAAACAUUAUUUAAUUUACGUGAAAAAAAUUAAAAGAAGCCCUAAACGAAAAACAAUACUGUGAACUCCUUCUGAAGGUUUUUUUUAAAAAGAAGUAUAAGGAAAACAAUUAAAAUAAAAAACUUUAAAAUGAAAACAGGAUUAUAAGAUGUGAUAUAUGUCUUCCUUCUGUUUUUUAUGUGACUUUGAAUGUUUAACUCGGGCAAAACUGAAAAGCUCCCCAAAAGCUUUUCUCAAAAAAAGACCUUGAAAGGGUCCCCAGCAGAUCUUUUUUACAUCAUUUCAAUUCUUUUUUGCGUCUUUUUCACAUCCUCUGACAAAAAGGAUGCUGGAAAGCAACUAAAAAGAUCCGAGAGGAUUCAAAAAGGAUCCUCUGAGGCUAUGAAAAAGGUGCUCAAAAGCUUUUUUACAUCAUUUUAGGAGCUUUUAGAGGAAGCUUUUUAUCUCCCUUUCAGGAUCCUUUGAGGAUCCUUAAAGGAACUUUUCAGUUUUACCUAUGAAACGUCAAAUUUUAAUAACUAUAUUGCUGUGUGUGCGAUGAUGUUAGGUCAAGAUGACGUCACGGAGUAGCGGUUUUCGAUUCAACUGGAAGUGACUUUCUUUCCGAAGCUUGCAAUUUUUUUGUACUGAAAAAUUUAUUUUUUUUUCUUUUUUCAAAAACUGGGAGAGUUUAAUCAAACAUACUUUCGAUAUUUUUAAAUUCAAACAAAAAAAGAAAAAAAUAACUGUUGGUUUACAUAUUUGUUCGCUUUUUUUCUUCUUUUAUAAAAAGGAAGACAGCAAGUUCAUAUGAAUGUAAAAGCUUCACAGUAUAGGACGAGGAUGAGCAAACAAAAAGUCUUGAAUGUUUGUGCUGGAUUUUCAGAAAUGAUCAGGCAUGUGGUACAAAAAAUGGAUCAAAAUUAGAAUUCCCAAAAAAGUUAGAAUUCUCAAAAAAAAAAAAAGUUCAAUUAAAAAGAAAUAAGAGCCGUACGCAUGGGUAACUGCAUGAGAAGCUCAAGCAAAAAGCAAUUCACGAGAAAUAUCUUCAUGCUUAUCACUAACGGUUUUCGCGCUCCAUAAAAUGUAACUUUAAAAGGCUUCCCGCAUCAGUUUCUCACGAAAUUUUAUAUGGGCUCUUUUGAAAACCAAACAGAGUGCAUCUUCUGAGCUUGACUGUUAUCACCGUGCAAAAAACGAAAAAAUGAACCGCGAAAUUCGAACUGUUCAGGUGGCUAUCUGGCUUCGGCUUACGCGAUCAAGUAUCCGCAACGCGUGAAACAUCUUAUUCUGGCAGAUCCGUGGGGAUUCUCCGAAAAAACUACAGACUUUGAGCAAAAAGUGCUGUAUGAAACUGGAUUUUCUUGUUAUAACUACUUAUUUUUAGUUGCGACGCAGAACUCGUUUCUUGAUUUCAUUGCUGUCAAACUUCAAUCCUUUGGCAGUUCUACGUCUUUCCGGGCCAUAUGGUAAGAGAACGGUGACAGGUCGGUUUCAUUUAAACUUAUGAUUUUCAAGGUCCUCAACUCAUGAAGAAAGUCCGGCCGGACUUGCAAUACCGGUACCCUAGCGAGAAUCCAGACGACAUUUACGAGUAUAUUUACCGAUGUAACGCUAGAAAACCUACUGGAGAAGCAGCUUUCAAAAGCAUGAUUUUGCCUUUCGCAUGGGCCAGAAACCCCAUGAUAAGAAGGUAAGGUUUAAUCUUUUCAUUAUUACUAUUUUCGGAUCCAUUAAAGUUUAUUACAUUUACAGAGAUGUAUCACUUAGAUUGAUAGUAAUCGAUUGUACUAAAAUACUUUUUCAUCGUUUUGACUUUUUUUCAAACUUUUCUGCACAAUCAUUGCCAUGAAACAUGAGGUUGUGUGUAAAACAUGAGGUUGUAAAAUUUACGGUCCGUGAAUGUGAUGUCGUGAAUGGAUGGGCCCAGAACCUGAAUCUUCUCCAGGAAGACUCUAUUCUUGAUUUUUAAUGUUGAACAGAAAAGGAAAUAAAGCCGUUCUUCUCUAGUGAAGUUUCAUUCUGAGAACUUGAACUAUGCAUUUAAGGUACCUUUCUUUCUGCCCUUGCUUACGUCUGUACAAAAAGCUCAAAAAAUGAUGCUUAACGCGAGGUACCACGGCGCAGAAUGCAAAGCACUGAUUUGCAAAACGCAAGCAGAUCUUUUUCGCAGUAAUCUGUCUUGUGCACUGCAUUUACAUGAUUACAGAAAAGUUAAAUUAAUCUAAGUCUGUAAUCUACCAACUUCAAAUUCUCAUGCAUAUCUCAUCUGUUUUCCAAACGAAGGAAAAACGAGAAGUUGCAGAUUUCAAGAAGUCGACGAGUCCGUACCUGUGACUUUCAUUCACGGUGCUAAUAGCUGGAUCGACCCUUCGCCAGCACAUGAAAUUCUCAAACAGAGACAGGCUGGAUAUGUCGAUGUGCAGGUUCAGUUUAUUCCCAUGGAUUUCAGUUGAGGUGUAUCUCAGAUAAUGGAGCACGCCGGUCACCAUGUUUACGCCGAUGACACGCUGCGCUUCGUUCAAAUUGUUCGCGACGCCAUUGAUCAGAAGAAACCGCAAAAUUUUACUGGCCCUUCUCUCGGCAAUCCCCUUUACUCGUGA